Molecule: messenger RNA, 813 nt
Organism: Baudoinia panamericana UAMH 10762
Lineage: Eukaryota; Fungi; Ascomycota; Dothideomycetes; Mycosphaerellales; Teratosphaeriaceae
Exons: 5
Coding region: 1-813 (270 amino acids)
Cellular component (GO): Golgi membrane
Source: RefSeq, a predicted model, not a curated record
AUGUCCAGUCAACGGCGCAACAGCACAAUGAGGGUGCCCGCCUUCUUCCGGAGGCUAUUCAAGUUCACGUCAAUGGACUUUGAAACGGCAGUAUGGGAGAUGACACAUCUGGUCAUCGCGCCGAAGAAGGUCUUCCGGAAUAUCUACUACCUCCCAGACACGCUUCCGAUUGCGUGGGGAUUGAUCAUGCUGAUACUACGAUCUAAAGAGACGAAGAACACCUACCACCGGCCAGACCCAGCCUUCACCUAUCUUCUAUCGCUAUUCCUGUUCCUGACCGGUCUCGCCUGGGGUAUCGCCUAUGCAAGCCACGCCUUGGCCACGAUCAAAGUCGCCUUGGUCUUCGUUCUCGGCCAUUUCCUUGGUGUGUCUCUAGCCGUGGCCACGCUAAUGUACUUUCUGGUCGGUCGAGUGCUGGGUAAGCGACGGCAGGGCCUGUUCGGUCCGCCGCCUCCGAAUCCGGGCGAGGAAGGUCUUGAGUUUGGCUAUUGCUUCGAUGUCGCUAUCCGUGCCUUCUUACCCGUUUGGGUCUUCCUCUAUGUCCUGCAAUUCCUGCUCAUGCCCCUCAUCGCCCAAGACUAUUGGGUCUCGAACUUCUUUGGCAACACGAUGUAUCUGGUGGCAUUGUCGUAUUACUUCGUCAUUACCUUCUUAGGCUACAAUGCAUUACCAUUUCUGAGCAGGACCGAAGUACUACUUGCGCCGGUUCCGGUGCUGGUCGUCAUCUGGCUCAUCAGUCUGUUUACAUUCGACUGUGCCACCAGUCUAGCACCAAUUCUAUGGUGUGGUGUUGGUCUGAGAAAACCUGUAUGA